AUUGACGCGACAUAGAGAAAGGGAGAGGAAGCAAACAAAGGGUUGAGUUUGUUUACAGGUUUGCAGACUGAUUAAAACACUUCAUUCUUUUUUGUUGUGUUUUCAUGUUACUUUUUUAAGCUCUACUUGGAUUAUGUACUCAGAGGCACGAUCCUGAAAUGCAUUCAAGACCACCAAAUUCGUCCGAUGGCUCGACCGCAGUAACAGCAUCGGAGGCCAGCGGAGGAGAUCUACCACCUGUCGGUGCCACAGGAGCGCAAACGUCCCGUUUAAACCGCGGCUCUACCGGAGGAGGAGAACCGGAUUCGCCUUCCUGGUGCAGAACCCCGAAGAGCUUUGACGUUUUUCAGAGCCGGACGAUAUUCCGCUUCCCUCGCCGUUCCUCCAGUGGAUAUUUUUCCUCUGACUGCGACUCAUUGCCAAGCUCCCCGCUCUCCCCGAAGCCAGUGAUGUCUGACAAAGCGAUACAGACCCCGAGCCUCACCGGACAGGUGCUAAUACACGCCCUGCAGCGCAUGGGUGAGGUGCACGGUGAAGGACCGGGCACGCAACACGAUCCGUCACCCAGCCCCUCUAGGACGUGGCAGCAAAACGCAGCAGGGGACAUGCAGGCAGAGACAUUCGGACAACAGCUCAGACGAAUAGGAGACGAGUAUAAUCAUCUCCUAUUGCAAAGGAGGGCACCUAGACCGGUUGUUCUCCUGCCGAACAUAGUGCCUCAUAUCCACCAGGAGCCUGUCACCCUUAUCUGUGUAGGCCUACUGCUGAUACUGAUUGGGCGAUGGAUUUGGAUACAAGGCAAUACAAACACCCAGGACACCCAGGUUUAAAAUGAGAGUGGUAGACCCAGAAACCCAGCAGAUGUAGCAUUUUUUUACUAACUGUUUUUGGAUCUACUUUUUUUGGGGGGAACUCAUUUUUAGCCUCUACUCUCUGCUUUUCCAUUUGCAAAAAAGACUCCUGGAACUCUAAUCCUUUUUUGUGUUUGCACCAAUGUUUUUCCGUCAUGGCCUCAAAGAUUUUGUGAUGCUACCAAAGAGGCAAGAUUUUGCAAUUCUUUGUGGGCAGGGGCAGUCGCAAUACCUUAAUAUGCCUCUGCAAAAUGACGCCUGUGGAAAUUCAAAUGUGCCUUGAACAGUUUCUCGUUUACUUCGCUAGCUUUCCAUACAAUUUUUUUUUUUGUACAAAGAUUAUGUUCUCCCCAGGUCAAAAUAUCUGUCAAAAUGGAUGACUUUGGUUUGGAAUUGCACCUGCAUCACAUUCAUUGCCAUCAUGCAGCAGACUCAUGACCUCUGUAGGAAUCAGCCGGACCAGACUUGCAUCAGUAUCCAACAUGUUUUUAAAAAUACUUGUGGCAGAUUGACAGCACACCAGCAUUUUAGAACUCAAAUGAAUUGGGUAUUAUGUUUUUCUUGAAUCUAUAAUCUGGAUUAUUAUCCCUUAAAAGGUACUUUUAAGUUACUGAUAUAUAGCAGGAGACAUCUGUAUGAAUCUUCAUUUGUUUUCUAAACAUAUAUAGCAUAGAAAUUUGUUGUCUUCUAAAACUGCAAAAUUGAUGUUUUAUCACUGUGUUUCAUGACUACUUUAACAACAAUUGGUACAUAAUAUACAUAAUAUACAGCACAACCUGAUAAUGAACUGAGCCCACCCAAGUAGAUUUUACCACCUGCAUCUUUUAGACUUUAUCAAAAAACCCUUAAUCAUAACACAAGAUGAUAUUGAACCAACUUCCUGCAGUAGUAGAUACAAGUCUUCCAGUCUCCACUAGAGAACUCAAAAAUGGGUUAUACCACCAAAUACUAUCUGUGUACAAUGGCUUCCUACAAGAUGACAUCCAAAUGCAAUAACAGUUUUCUUCUUUGGUUAUUUUGUAUUCAGCAUUAAAGCAAAGAAAAAGAGUGUGUUAAUAACCAAAAUCUGAAUGUGAGUGUUCCAUUUUUGUUCAAUAACAAAAUUGGAGGAAUUGUUACUAAGUUGAAAUCCAGUUAGCAGAGUGGUGUUGAUGAACAAAGUGAACAACAAAACUAUUAAAUAGUGUCAUUUCAUAGUGUCUUGUUUAUGCAUUAUGCAACCUUUAAAUUUAAACGAAUCAACCAUUACUGUCUUCCACCUUCUUCGUUAAGCAUCUGGUUUUACCAUUAGCAGGCAGAGUGCAAUGGUUUCUUGACAAGGUCACGAUAUCACGAUAUCCGUAUAUUAGCACAGUGAUUCAGACCUGGCCAAGUCUCCAUACGCUUGCCAGGUCAUUAAAUAGUUAGUUUGAGUUUUGGACAAACACCAAACAUUGAAUAGUGCAAGUCAAAGACUCUUAAAUAACUAAGUGAUUAGCGAACAGCGGAAAUAGAGGCUUCAGAUUAAAAACAUGUAUUUGUAUCUUUGAACUCUUGAUGCCAAUGAAAACCUUUGUUGUGUUAUAAUGUAAGAAUUCAUGAUCCUUUAAAAAAAAUAGAUAUUGGGUUAUGUUACGAAAAAAUAAAUGUUACCACUUAAUCCUGAUUAAAUCUGAAGUAAAUACAAACAACUGAGUACACUUGUCUGUGUUUACAAAUAUCAGAAUUUACUCCCAUUUGAAUGUUGAGGGUAAAUAUAAAUCAGUCCAUUUUCUUGACUUUGAACAUUGUUUGCUAUCUGAAUAUAAUGUGGUGUCAAUGGAUUAUGCAAAAAUACAUUUAACCGAAGCACUUUAUAAUACCAAAAGUGCAUGCUUCUACUAGGAAAGUUGAAGGAAUCAACUGUGCACUACAGUUUAUUGGAGGUGCGAAACCAAAUCAACCAAUACUUCUUAUGAUCUGAUUCAUGAAAAUUAGAGAAAAAGACACAAAGAUAGAAUUCCCGCUCUGUUUAACUGGCUUUUUUGAGAAUAAUCACAACAUCCCUACCUCCUUUAAAGCAUGGUGCAUAGCCAACUCCUUGAACUUUUCUGACAAACUUUACCAAGCAAGCAGACUGACUAGGUUUGGUUGGAGUAGUAAGCAUUAAACACUGUAUUUCAAAGGUCCAAUGUGAACACUGACCAAUUAUAUUUGUGUACAACUCGUGUUUUCCAUGUUGGUUUGAAUGGUACAAGUUGAAUAUUCCCAAAUUCAUUGACAUAAUAUACGUUAACUUGAUCGGUACCAAUAAUAAUAAAAUGACAUUGCCUAGUGUGCAUGUUUGUUUAAGCAUGACACAAACAAAAAUAGGGAAGUAUUUUUUAUGCCCCUGUGAGCAACCUUGGAGAUGUACUGUGCUAUUAUGUGUGAUACAUGUGUUUGAUUUAAAACUUCAGAAUCAACGUAGUUCAAUCACUGUUGACGACUCCCUGUGAGGUUAGCUCAAAAAUUUGUUGUAACACAGCAAUAAUCAAAUGUACGUUUGCACAGUUGUGUCAACACCACUGAAAAUCACUGAUACAUUAAUGUGCUGGUAUUUAUCACUGCUACAUAAGAAUUUCAGCUACUCUGUCAGCUGUGUAAUCUUACAUUAAUAGCUAUUCAUCAGCUAUAAGUAAUCAUUUUCAAGCUUUCUCCUAUGAUAUGAUGAGAUGGUUUAGGACUGGUCACUAAUUGAAGGUUUUGCAGGUGUUAUCUAAAGAUAUUUAGCAUUACUUGUAGUGGAUAAAGUCAUUAGAAUAAUCUGUACUUGUAUUGUUAAAAAUCCACUUCUGACAGCAGUGUCAUAUAGAUUAUAUUUGUCAUAUAAACAUCACCAUACACAUCUGGUUUAUUGGUACAAGAUUAAAAUAAAAAAUCGCAACAAAGAGACAUUAAUGGCCAUAAAAAAUACAUUAAAAGAUACAAAGAGAUUUAACAUAACCACAGAAAACCACAAAGAGCUCUUACCAAUGUAUUGUUUAUUUCCGAGAACCACAUUUGUCCACUUAUGUUAGCAAAACUGCCACAGCGCAACCUAAACAGAAAACGCAAAAGUUGUUUUACACUACUUUCUGUUUCUGGUUGUAUUUCCUCUUUGUUCUAUCUUUUCCUGUUGGAGUAAUGUAUUGCAUACCAUGUAACCUUUCUGAUUUGUCUCUGUUUGGAAUUGAACACGUUCCAGGUGUGUGUUCAUGUGCACCAAACCUAAGUGCUUUUGCUUUUGUCUCUGCUGUGACACUGAGAUCGCUGUAACUGCGUGUUGAUUUUUGAUAUCGUGCCAUGUGAAACCUACAACCUCAUUUUGAAGUACUGUAUUACAGCUGGAGUGUGAGAGAAAAGCAUGGCAGGGAGGAAACUGAAAGAUGAAUUAACGGCUUAUGAAACUGAUAUGGAAACCUGGCAAUGUGCAGAUUCUCCGCCUAUCAUUUGUAGGUGUUAGAGCACAGAAACACUUGUAUUACAUUCAGGGUUUUACUGACUCGCUUUAACCCUGCUCAGGCUGCGUUCGCAUAUUGUGCUGUGCUCUUUGGGGCUUUAAGAUAACAGCUAUUAUCUACAUACAGUUAUGUGAAAAAGCAAGUUGCAAAUUGUUAGCUUUUUUGGCAUAUCUUCAGUGCCGACUGAUAAAGGUGGUCGACAUGACAAGAAUUUUUCAAUCAUGAAUUUGACAAAAGCAUGAACAGAUGUAAUGAUGUGUGGAGAAAGAGAGUCACCGUUGGUCUUGGUCCCCUUCGGCAGAAAUCAUUUUUAGCAGGUGUUUUGUAUAAUUGUUAUAACUGUCCUUGCUAAAUGUCUAAAGUUGCAAAAGUUUUUAAGGGUUUUACUGAUAUUGCUGCACUUUUCUAAUCCCCCCAUAACUUUUAAAUGGGAUCAUAUUUGGGUUGUUUUAUAUGACCUUUCAUGGUUAAUCAAAUCCAUAACCCUCAACAUGUUCUUUUUGAGGCAUUCCUUAGUAGACUGGCAUAAUUUAUGGCACGUUUGGGCUGCUGAAAGGUAAACAUAUUUGCAGCUGAAUCAAAGACUAGACGGGCAGGCUAGACAAUAACCUAGGUGGGAAAUCAACAGCAAAAUUAUUAUCCACUAUACUCCAGAAUUGAAAUUGCAUAGGCUGAGAAGUUAAAAUCUCCCCUGUUUCUGUUUGUUGUCUUGAGUUUUGUUUUGUUUGGGAAUAGCAAAGGCUUUUUUAUGAAUGAAUAAAUACAGUUGAGGUCCAGUGAUGCAUACAUGUUGAUGCCAACAAUUAUAGGCGAUACCUUCAGAGUUUGUGAUUACAACUUUUAGAUUUAUGAAAACUUCAGUUUGCAUCAGUCUGCCUUUGUUUGGAAUUUAAGGUGGUUCUAAACCCUGGUUGAAAUGUUCUGGUUUUUGAAGGUGUGACGAAACACCUUUUCCACUCAAAUUAUUUACAUGGAAAAAUUACAUAGUACAUUUAUCCAUAGGCAUUUUAUGAAAUGUUUAACAGAUAUGCCAAAAGAAGCCAGACUAUUAAGACUAUUCUCAUGACAGGAAAAUAAGAUUAAAAAAAAAAAUCAGUGGAAUUGUUAAAAAGAUAAAACACACAGUAUAGUGGACCCAGAGACAUAGCGGUUUAUUUUGCUUUUGCUGAAAGUGCUGUACAGAAAUGCAUCUCUUGGAUGGAGGUUGUUUGUGCAAGAACUGAGACAAACAAUUCCAAAUGACCCAGUAAAAUUGUAGCAAAUUUGUCUUUUGUUAAUAUUGUAACUGUACACUGAACAUGUAAUUAUUGCUUCAAUUUAAAAUAAAGCUUUUUACAUUCAAUUUAA
Haplochromis burtoni (Burton's mouthbrooder) is the source of this 5638-nucleotide messenger RNA. RefSeq lists its product as uncharacterized. Bases 159 to 830 code for a protein of 223 amino acids. NCBI's taxonomy places the organism in Eukaryota, Metazoa, Chordata, Actinopteri, Cichliformes, Cichlidae. The record is from RefSeq and is a predicted model, not a curated record. The transcript has 4 exons.